Molecule: messenger RNA, 1930 nt
Organism: Trematomus bernacchii (emerald rockcod)
Lineage: Eukaryota; Metazoa; Chordata; Actinopteri; Perciformes; Nototheniidae
Exons: 5
Coding region: 182-1030 (282 amino acids)
Source: RefSeq, a predicted model, not a curated record
GUGGGAACACAUGGCUGCAUGCAUCAUAUCAAAGACACCUGCUACUCUGCUGGUUAAUUAAUCAACCAUCUUCUCGUUACAAACAACAAAGACAUAUUUUACGUGUUUUAAUCUAUCAUGGUCAAAGAAGUAGGCCUACAAGCGCCAAAGAAGAAGACGUCAACUGUCAUUUUCAGAUCAAAUGGAGAGACAUGUGCCCAACAACAUGGACCAGCUUGCCUUCAAAUACAUGAUGUGUAAAGUGUCCAGCUCUGAUUCUGACUCCGAGAUCAGUCCAAGGUUGUCGGACACCAGCACUAUGGGUUGUGUGAGCAGUACACCAGAGAGUUUGACUUUUCGGCGGACAUUGCCAUUAACUCAAAAGCCUGCAGGAAGGUAUGGCUGUUGCUCUUUGUUGUCGGACCCAUAUGAUGGGAGCUCUGAGGAUUCUGAUGAGCCAAACAUCAAUGUCUCCAGCAGGCGAUUCAAGCAGCAGGGAAAAGGUGGAGGAGGAGGCUGUCGGUUCUCGGGCAGGAGCAGAAGGUUUAUCAAUCAUCCUGCUUCUGUUUCCCUAAGGGAUGUGGAGAAAAAUGGCAUGAGAGAUGCUGUAUCAGACAAAGAUGUCCAGAUGAAAUGUGGGAGUGACUCUGAGAUGUGUGAUGAUUACAUUUUGACCUCAGACAGAGACGGGGAUGGUGGUAGAGCUCUUUCAGAGCAAAUGGCCGAAGAUUCAACAAUGCAAUCCCAAACCAUGGAUGUAGCUUUGCACUGUCAACUAGAUGAUUCCGGCUCUCAUGCUACUAGAUAUUCCACGCCUCACACACCUGCACCUGUAACCCCAGCAGAAGUGAGUUUGUCCCAGGCGACAGAUCUCUCUGAGAGCUCCCCCUGCCCCCUCAGGUCGCUUUACAAGAGAAAGAUGGGUUUCCCUGGAGCAGAAGUGGUUGAGCUGGGGCAAAGAAAGAGGCAGUGUGUUGUCAACAUGGAGGACCAACAGGAAGAAAGGGACUCUGCAUCUGAAACAUGUUCGAGCCAUCUUACCAUGGACUGACACACUGAAGUACUGCAGUCAUAUCAGUGCCUUAAACAAGUUAAGGUAGAAUGAAAGACUAUAAAUAGUUACUUGACAAUGCACUUUGUUUACUCAUGUAAAAAGAUCAGACGAUUUAUAUUUAUAUCUCCAGUUAUUUUGAGUGUCUGAAAUCUGUCACAUGUGUUGAUUGUUCUUAGGCGGUCAUUCUUUUUGUUGGGAGAAUUACCAUUGUCACGUCAGUCUCCAUUAUGGACUGAAGAACAACCUAUGCACUGGCAAUACAGAUACUGUAUUUCUUCCAUAGACCAAUUAAAGAAAAAAGAAGUUCUGUGAAAGACUUAAAAUGUAUUGGUUGUUUUCCCGCACAAAAGCUUAAAAAGUAUUUACUGCUAGAAAGUGGCAUUCAGCAACCAAAGCGCCACUGAACUUUAGCUAGUGGUGCCCUAAUUAAAAUUAAGUGUGAAAUGACAAGCUGAAGUUUUCUUUUCUAAAUAUGUAUCUCAAUAUCAAAUAUUUCACAAGUAUUCACUAGUUUCAACCAUUGUUUUGAAGCCAUUUGUUUAGUUUUUAGAUAGGCACAAAUGAAAAACUAAAUAUGGUUUAGUCUUGAUAGUGUGAUUUGUUUUGCCACAUGUUAGAAAAAUCUCAUAACCUAAGGUUUGUUUCAGUCUUCUUUGUAUUUUCCAAUGGUAAAGCUGACUUUCUCCUUCAAUCUACCUUUUCUUGAGCAAAGACAAGUUCAUCCAAACCAACAGGUGGCAGUAAUCCACUGAACUUAAUAUUUGUACCUUAUCCUACUCUGGUUAGUUUGGCCUUCUGUAUCAUUUUUUAUAUUGAAUAGGAAAUAAUGAGGUCUAGCAAAUACAACAUUUUUUAUUGUACUUUAAUGAAGUUAAUAUAGAAGUGAUUGGGUAAAUU